GGGGUCGUGCGCCCCCUUGAGCCGAGCCGCAUCUGCCGCCUCCGGGUGGUGGUAGGAGGAUGUCUUCUCUCAGCCGGGAGCUCGUCUUCCUCAUCCUGCAGUUCCUCGAUGAGGAGAAGUUCAAGGAGACCGUCCACAAGCUUGAGCAGGAGUCCGGGUUCUACUUCAACAUGAAGUACUUCGAGGAAGAGGUGAUCAACGGGAACUGGGACGAGGUGGAGCGCUACCUCGGCGGCUUCACCAAGGUCGAUGACAACCGCUACUCCAUGAAGAUAUUCUUCGAGAUCCGCAAGCAGAAGUACCUCGAGGCGCUCGAUAAGCACGAUCGGUCAAAGGCGGUUGAAAUCUUGGUCAAGGACCUGAAGGUGUUUGCGUCCUUCAACGAGGAGCUGUUUAAGGAGAUCACGCAGUUACUGACUCUGGAGAACUUCAGGGAGAACGAGCAGCUCUCCAAGUAUGGUGAUACGAAAUCUGCAAGAGCGAUAAUGCUUGUCGAGCUCAAGAAGCUGAUCGAAGCCAACCCCUUAUUCCGCGACAAGCUCCAGUUCCCUAAUCUCAAGAGUUCUAGGCUGAGGACACUUAUCAACCAGAGCUUAAACUGGCAGCACCAGCUUUGCAAAAAUCCUAGGCCUAAUCCUGACAUCAAGACCCUUUUUGUUGAUCAUUCUUGUGGUCAACCAAAUGGUGCACGUGCUCCAUCACCUGCAAACAAUCCACUACUUGGAUCUACUAUACCUAAACCUGGCGGUUUCCCGCCAAUUGGUGCCCAAAUUGGAGCCCAAAUUGGCGCCCACGGACCUUUUCAACCUGCACCAACACCGGUUGCACCUCUGGCUGGUUGGAUGUCAAACCCUCCAGCAGUAACACACCCUUCUGCUUCUGGAGGUGCUAUCGGAUUUGGUACUCCUACGAAUCCUGCAGCUAUGUUGAAGCAUCCUAGGACACCCUCGACAGCCAAUCCUUCUAUGGAUUAUCCAUCUGGAGAUUCUGAUCAUCUCUCGAAGAGACCUAGGCCAGUUGGGUUAUCCGAGGAGGUGAAUCUUCCGAUGAAUAUGAUGCCAGCGACUUACCCGCAAAGCCACAGUUAUCCCCAAGAUGAUUUCCAUAAAACUGUUGCACGUACAUUGAGUCAGGGAUCAGUUCCGAUGAGCAUGGAUUUCCAUCCGGUGCAACAAACCCUUCUUCUUGUUGGUACCAAUAUUGGUGACAUUGGAUUGUGGGAUGUUGGCACCAAGGAAAAACUCGCUGUAAGAAACUUCAAGGUUUGGGAGCUCGGGAAAUGUUCUAUGGCCCUCCAGGCAGGGCUUGUCAAGGAUCCUUCUGUGUCAGUUAAUCGCAUAAUAUGGAGUCCUGAUGGAACCUUGUUUGGUAAGAUGCCGCUAGUAGUUCUUCUUUCUGUACAUUCUCGUUGGCAGUGCUCUAAUGUUAUUUUCUGUUCAAAAGGUGUUGCUUAUUCAAGACAUAUAGUACAGAUUUAUUCUUAUCAUGGUGGCGAUGAUAUUAGGCAACACUUGGAGAUUGAUGCACAUGUUGGUGGUGUAAAUGACAUUGCAUUCGCCCAUCCAAAUAAGCAGCUAUGUAUAAUUACCUGUGGAGAUGAUAAGACAAUAAAGGUCUGGGAGGCCACUAGUGGAACGAAACAGUUCACCUUUGAAGGUCAUGAAGCUUCUGUUUAUUCAGUUUGUCCACAUUAUAAGGAAAAUAUUCAGUUCAUCUUUUCAACUGCUUUAGAUGGAAAGAUAAAGGCAUGGCUAUAUGAUAAUCUGGGGUCCAGAGUUGACUAUGAUGCACCAGGUCAUUGGUGCACUACAAUGGCAUAUAGUGCUGAUGGUUCAAGACUAUUUUCCUGUGGGACUAGCAAGGAUGGUGAAUCACACUUGGUGGAAUGGAAUGAGAGUGAAGGUGCUGUGAAGAGAACAUAUCAGGGAUUCCGUAAGCGAUCUAUGGGUGUUGUACAAUUUGAUACGACACGCAAUAGGUUUUUGGCUGCUGGAGAUGAAUUCGUGAUAAAGAUUUGGGACAUGGACAACACUAGUCUUCUGACUACCAUUGAAGCUGAUGGUGGCCUACCUGCAAGCCCACGUCUCCGCUUUAACAAGGAGGGUACUCUGUUGGCUGUUUCUACCAUUGAUAAUGGUAUAAAGGUGCUAGCAAAUGCUGACGGUGUUCGUUUGUUGCGCACACUGGAAAAUCGUUCUUUUGAUGCUUCUCGCAGUGCAUCUGAGACUGUAACAAAGCCUCUGAUAAACCCGUUGACUGCUGCUGCCGCGGCAGCCGCUGCUGCAGCUGCAACCAGUUCUGGAGCUGCUGCUCCGUCAGCUAUAACUGCAAUGAAUGGAGACAGCAGAAGCUUGGUCGAUGUAAAACCUAGAAUCACCGAUGAGUCAAUGGACAAGUCAAAGGUCUGGAAGCUUAUGGAGAUAGCUGAUACUACUCAGUGCAGAUCAUUGAAAUUGGGUGAUAAUCAUAGGACAACUAAGAUCUCAAGACUGAUUUACACAAAUUCUGGUGUUGCUAUCUUGGCUUUAGCUUCAAAUGCCGUCCAUCUACUAUGGAAAUGGCCACGUAAUGAACGGAAUUCAACUGGAAAGGCUACUGCGAGUGUUUCACCUCAAUUGUGGCAACCUCCGAGCGGCAUCCUCAUGACUAAUGACAUAAUUGACAAUAAUCCUGAAGAGGCAGUUCACUGCUUUGCCUUGUCAAAGAAUGAUUCAUAUGUCAUGUCAGCUUCUGGAGGGAAAAUUUCUUUGUUCAACAUGAUGACUUUUAAGACGAUGACAACAUUUAUGCCUCCGCCACCAGCAGCAACUUUUCUUGCGUUCCAUCCUCAAGAUAACAACAUAAUUGCCAUUGGAAUGGAUGACUCAACCAUCCAAAUCUACAAUGUCCGAAUUGAUGAGGUCAAAAGCAAACUUAGGGGGCACUCUAAGAAAAUUACCGGCCUCGCCUUCUCGAAUGUGUUAAAUGUGUUGGUAUCGUCUGGAGCUGAUGCCCAGAUAUGUGUUUGGAACACUGAUGGAUGGGAGAGGCAAAGAAGCAGAUUUUUGCAGAUACCAUCAGGUCGCCCAACAUCUAACAUCUUGGACACACGAGUUCAGUUCCACCAAGAUCAACUGCAUUGUCUUGUUGUCCAUGAGACCCAGAUUGCCAUCUACGAUGCUUCAAAACUAGAACCUGUCAAGCAGUGGCCUGUUCGAGAAAAUUCUGCUCCAAUAACACAUGCAACAUUCUCAUGUGAUAGUCAACUGAUUUAUGCAAGCUUCCUGGAUGCGACUGUCUGUAUAUUUAGCGCAUCAAGUUUGAGACUCCAGUGCCGAAUUCUUCCAGCUUCUUAUCUUCCACCAAAUAUCAGUUCAAACGUUCAUCCAGUCGUGGUUGCGGCACAUCCUUCAGAAGCAAAUCAGUUCGCUCUAGGCCUUACCGAUGGCACUGUUUAUGUCAUGGAGCCAUUGGAAUCUGACAGAAAGUGGGGAAAUCCUCCUCCAGUGGAGAAUGGAUCAACGAGCAACUUGUCCACACCUCCUAAUGGAGCUUCGAGUUCUGAUCAACCAGAGAGAUAAUAACGUGAAAUUAGAAGUGUUUUCUAUCACUUCUACUGUUCGUGGUGGUACGAGUCACUAACCAAGAUGGGCUUCACUUUUGCAACUUCCGGUCGCAGAGCUGGUUCCAAGGGUGGAUGUUGAUGAGCGCAAUAAAAACCGAGGCAUAACAGCAUUUCUGUCUUUUGCUUAUAUCGUAUGUUUCUGUUACCAUUAUUAUGUGAGGGAGGAAUUGAUUAGUUGUAGUGUUUCUUUCUUCUGUUUGUGGUGCUAUGAUGAAAGGUUACCAAGUAGAUAAGGUUUAGUAGCAGUUUGGCUGUACCUAAUCAGUACCCUUGUUUCUUUUCCGCUAGUAAGCAAAACAUUUGUUUCUCA
This is a messenger RNA of Lolium rigidum, 3914 nucleotides long. RefSeq names its product protein TPR3. Lineage: Eukaryota; Viridiplantae; Streptophyta; Magnoliopsida; Poales; Poaceae. Gene Ontology annotation, molecular function: protein binding. Gene Ontology annotation, biological process: regulation of DNA-templated transcription. The coding region runs from base 60 to 3560 and encodes 1166 amino acids. The record is from RefSeq and is a predicted model, not a curated record. The transcript has 25 exons.